UAGUUCUCUUUGACAACUGUUCGACUGGUUUGACGUUUCUUGUCGUUUCCUUACGUGCAUGUGUGAGCCCGUAUUGAUUCAUUGCCGGCUGGAAAUAAAAUAAAUUGCUCCAACUCACUGCCAGUAUCAGAUAACCAAAUUCGGGCGAAAACGUAGACAGUUAAAUUAUCGCAAUGCCACCGAAGAAGCACGAUGAGCCCGAACGAAAGCCGUUGAUUGGACGUAUUGGCACAAAUUUACGUAUUGGUAUUGUUGGUGUACCUAAUGUUGGCAAGUCGACAUUCUUCAAUGUGCUAACUAAAAGUGCGGCACCAGCGGAGAACUUCCCCUUCUGUACCAUCGAUCCAAAUGAGAAUAGGGUACCAGUACCUGACGAUCGUUUCGAUUUUCUGUGUGAUUAUCAUAAACCAGCUUCGAAAGUUCCCGCCUACCUUAACGUUGUGGAUAUUGCUGGUCUGGUAAAGGGAGCCUCCGAGGGCCAAGGUCUCGGCAAUGCUUUCUUAUCACAUAUUAGCGCUUGUGAUGCUAUUUUCCAUUUAUGCCGUGCUUUCGAAGAUCCCGACGUUACGCACGUGGAAGGUGAAGUGAAUCCAGUUCGUGACUUGGAUAUUAUUUCUGAAGAACUACGUCUUAAGGAUGAAGAAAAACUGAUGCAAAACUUAGAUAAAUUAGAAAAAGUCGUUGCGCGUGGUGGAGAUAAAAAACUCAAACCAGAGUACGAUUCCAUGCUCAAGAUAAAAGGCGUAUUGGUGGAUGAAAAGAAGCAACUACGAUUUGCCGACUGGAAUGCACAUGAUAUUGAAACUUUGAAUAAGUAUCUCUUUCUUACCACGAAACCGGUGAUAUAUCUUGUGAAUUUGUCUGAAAAAGACUUUAUACGCAAGAAGAAUAAAUGGUUACCCAAAAUUAAAGAAUGGGUUGACAAGCAUGAUCCAGGCGCAGUUAUAAUUCCAUUCUCUGGCGCUUUUGAACACACUUUAGCGGAGAAGGACGACCUAGAGCGUAAAGAGUACGAAGAAGAAGUCAAAUGCAAGAGCCAAUUGGACAAAAUCAUUGUAACAGGAUACAAAGCAUUGCAGCUGGAAUAUUUCUUCACCGCCGGAGCAGAUGAAGUUAAAGCAUGGACAAUUCAGAAAGGCACCAAGGCACCGCAAGCUGCUGGACGCAUUCACACAGACUUCGAAAAGGGUUUUAUUAUGGCUGAAGUAAUGCAUUUUAAUGACUUCAAAGAAGAGGGCUCAGAAGCAGCUGCUAAAGCCGCUGGUAAAUAUCGUCAGCAAGGACGAAAUUAUGUUGUUGAAGACGGUGACAUAAUCUUUUUCAAAUUUAAUGCUGGAGCUGGUUUAAAAGACGCUAAGAAGAAAUGAUACUGUGUAUUUAUGGUGUUGAUUGCAAUGUUUUAUAUUAAUUUGAUUUUGUACUCUCAAAGCUUUCUGCUUGCUUGAAUUUGUAUUUUUGCUACUUAUAUUUUUAAAUUAAUAUAUUAUGUAUGUUGGACAUUUUCAAGAAAGCA
Messenger RNA from Ceratitis capitata (Mediterranean fruit fly), 1513 nucleotides. RefSeq names its product obg-like ATPase 1. Lineage: Eukaryota; Metazoa; Arthropoda; Insecta; Diptera; Tephritidae. The coding region runs from base 174 to 1367 and encodes 397 amino acids. The record is from RefSeq and is a predicted model, not a curated record. Gene Ontology annotation, cellular component: cytoplasm. Gene Ontology annotation, molecular function: GTP binding; ATP hydrolysis activity; ATP binding. The transcript has 7 exons.